Molecule: messenger RNA, 1704 nt
Organism: Postia placenta MAD-698-R-SB12
Lineage: Eukaryota; Fungi; Basidiomycota; Agaricomycetes; Polyporales; Adustoporiaceae
Exons: 9
Coding region: 1-1704 (567 amino acids)
Source: RefSeq, a predicted model, not a curated record
AUGGCGUACAGAAGCGCAAACCGAAGAAAGUGGAUGUACCCUUGCCUGGACCGUCCCCCACGCGUUCUAAACCCGAUACCCCUACAAGCGGAAAGAAGCCUCCGAACGCAAACCCCAGACAGUCUCGGAGAUGACGGUGCUUCUGUCGCGGAGUCGUCCAGGAAGCGUAAGACGGAAGCGGAGCGCAUCAAGUUCUUGCAGGAUGACUCCUUGUCGGGGGAAGUAGAGCCGUAUCGCAUGUUCUGCAAUGGCUGCCAAACAUGGGUCGACCUCAAUCCCAAACGGAAAUAUGUGAUGCAGCCCUGGCUGAUCCAUCGGAAGGCCUGCAUCAAGCAGCGGGGACAGUCUGAGAGCAGACCCGACGUUUCGGUGCAGUCGGACGCGAGAAUUGAUUUGGAUGUGGCGGACAAAGAACCAGAGGAAGAGGACGAGAAGGCGAAGCCUGUUACACCGAAGUCCAAGAUCGAAAGGCCCAGCAAUCGAAUCGCAACGGCGCAACGCAAGUUACAGAUCGUGAACGAUCCACAAGCGAAGAAGCUCAAGGAACACAGCGUUGAGUGCGCCAAAUGCCGGGCAGAGGUAUCUCUGAAAGGCGAGGUAGAUUACGACCUGACACUAUGGGAAGAGCACAAAACGACGUGCACACCAUCAACCCCGCGCCUGCCUCCCGCACCAAGCCCUGCCGUAAGCACUCCCGCGCCGACGGCACCUGUAGAAGCAGAAGCAGAAGCAGAAGCAGAAGCAGAGAGACCACCCCCGUCGAUAGCAUCCACUGAUGCCACAGCGAUCGGCUCGGAGUCCUCUCCAUCAGGCAGAGGCCAGAAGCGGGCACGGGAGGACGAGGGCGAGGUAAUAGAGGAGCAGAGUCCCUCUAUCCGCCGGCGUACUGAAUUUUACGUGGCCCCCGAGGGUGACUCGCCUGGGUUCAUUGAUUGGCUGGUGCUACCGUUCCGCUCAUUUCCUUUAUACUUUUGCUUCCGCGAAGCGUGGCCGGGGAAUUGUGGGAAAAGAUCUGAUCUGACGCGGGGAUUGGCACGCCCAGUCGCCACACCUGAUGAGCACGCGCCGUCGCCCAAGCGGCAAAACGCGUGCCGUGGCGGCCUCCAUCUCUUGCUCCUACUCGUGCGUCUACCUCUGCCUUUUCCCUUCCCCCAUUUAUUCCCUUCCGUUCCCCCUCCAUUUAAUCUCAAGUUCAGCACACCAAAUGUCCCUCAGAACACGUCCCCCAGCACCGGGAACCCCGGGAAAGCAGCACCCGAGGCAGGACGCGCAAAAACCCGCGUUCCCCCUCCGGUUCCCCCAGUAUCUCUGAAACCCAAGUCUGCGCCGCGCUCGGAAUCUCCUCUCCUACUGGAGGAGCUCACACCUCCGCCUCCGACGCCCCCCUCCACACCGCCACCGCCACCGCCACCCUCCUCUCGCGUCCCUACGCAGCGCGCACUCGACCCCGCGUUUGAAGAGUACCUCGCGCGGUCCCAGCGCCGGCCCACGAGCCAAGUGUCGCCGCGUUUGUUCACCAGCUGGCAGGACUGGCGGUGGUCGCGCCUCCGUGCGCCCGUGUGGCUCCCGCAUGAGACCCGCCCGGGCUCCGUCGAUGCGUCCGGUGCGUACGGCCUGGACAUGGACGAGGAUGACGACAUGCCCUCGAAGUUCGCGCUCAGCGCCUGCAGGGACGAACCCUAUCACCCGACGGCUCCCGUCUGA